Messenger RNA from Sceloporus undulatus (fence lizard), 1029 nucleotides. It is a transcript of the gene TTC32, whose product is annotated as tetratricopeptide repeat domain 32. The transcript has 3 exons. Lineage: Eukaryota; Metazoa; Chordata; Lepidosauria; Squamata; Phrynosomatidae. The record is from RefSeq and is a predicted model, not a curated record. The coding region runs from base 146 to 571 and encodes 141 amino acids. Gene Ontology annotation, molecular function: protein binding.
GUGACGUCACAUACACUGCGGAAGACGGAAAUCCUGGCAAGUCUUUCGAAUGGUCGGAAGUGGCUGCGUGUUUAGCUUCUGGGGGUAAGGGUGCUGCGGAGGGACCUAACAAUCGCCUUCCCAAUCAGCAUUGAGGAGGGGGGAGAUGGAGGGAGCUCCCACUGCCGAAACGGCUUCAGACUUGCUGCCUUCGGCGCACGCGCACUUCAAGGAGCGACGGUAUGAGACGGCGGAGGAGCUGUACAGCCGCUUUAUUGAUAACUGCGCAUGCUCCGGCACCGGAUCCUGCCGUGAUCUGGCAACAGCAUUUAACAACAGGGGACAGAUAAAGUACUUGAGAGUCGACUUCUAUGAAGCAAUGGAUGACUACACAGCAGCCAUAGAAGCACAACCUGAUUUUGAAGUCCCAUAUUAUAACAGAGGAUUGAUAUUGUAUAGGCUAGGAUUCUUUGAUGAAGCAUUGAGGGAUUUCAGGAAGGUUUUAGAGCUAAAUCCCAACUUUCAAGAUGCUGCUUUGAGUUUAAAGCAGACUAUUCAUGAUAAAGAAGAAAAAUUAAAAAGGAACUAUUAAAAGUCUACUACCUCUGAAACAUUUUAUUAUGGAGACUGGAUUUUCUGGCAAAAUGAAGAGACAACUUUCCCUUACCACAUUUCUAUCAGAAAACAGGACCUCAAACAAGAUUUAUUGAAAUUUAACCUAUUUUUAAUGUAGAGUGCAUAAAAUUGUAUUAACCCUCAGAUUCUAUUCACUGUUUUAUAUUAAAUCUUUUAAAUUUAGUGUAGCUAAACAAAACUAAUAGUGAAACAUUAGAUUCAAUAAUGGUUGAGAAUUGAACCCCAGUCUCCAGGGUUGUGGUUCAAUGCUCAAGCCAUUACACUGGCUCACACUCAGAUGUUACUGAGUUACAAUUUCUGUCAUAUCUGAUCUUUGCUAGAACUGUGGCUGAGAUAGUGAUGCCUUUGCUUUCUGAUGGUUCAAUGUACACCAACUUACUUUCAUGUAAAAUUAUUAAAAAUGUAUAAAAUGAC